Yamadazyma tenuis ATCC 10573 is the source of this 1408-nucleotide messenger RNA. Lineage: Eukaryota; Fungi; Ascomycota; Pichiomycetes; Serinales; Debaryomycetaceae. The record is from RefSeq and is a predicted model, not a curated record.
AAUGAUGUUAAGGUUCAUUCGGUCAAAGUCCAUUUCAUCUAUCAGCAAGCAGUUGGUGACCGGUGAAGUCCCAAUAACCAAGGCCCUUCUAGAAAACUCUCUAGAGAACCAAGAUUUCCAUGAGUUGAAGAGCAUUUUGAAGGCAAACUCAAAACUAUUGACUACUCCAGUCAAAAACGAGUUGUGUAAUUUGAUACCCAAUGAUUUUUCCAUCUAUUAUUUGUUGAAGGAUCAUGUAUUCACAAAUGAGCAACUAGCUAAUCUCAUAAAACAUAACCCAGAAAGAGUCGACACAUCGUGGGAAUUGUUCCACCGUCAUGGUAAUGGUCACAAUGACCUGGUGAGCCAGGAGCUCAUUACAAAACUUAUUCGGGAGCCAUCAACCGGAGACUGGGCCAAGGUGCUUUAUCUCUAUCACCAGUUAUCCAAUCCAGGCUCUGUUCGAGAGGUAGUUUUCAACAAGUUGACAGAAGCCAGUCCCCAGCUUUUACCAUACUUUGACUUCCCAGCAUCAUUUCUCACUGAGAAAAUCAAGAACCUCGAUGGUAUCCUAUUCUUCAUAGUUUUCAGUCAACUCUUAGGAACCAACGUAGAGUUGGAAUACUAUCCAAAAGCCAUCGAUAAUUUCAUAGAACUUGAAGAAAAUCCAGAAUUCGUUCAAAGUUAUAAAAGGUUGGCCAAAACAGACAUCUCUUUCCAGGAUCACAGUUUGAAAGAUAUAGUGGAUUACAUCGAGACUAAUAAGUUAGACACCGACCAGAGACCAGAGUCUUUAUUGAUAAGGCUCAAGCUCAUGGAACUAUAUGGAAUGGAGUUCAAGGACUUUGAGACACUUUUGAAGAAGUUUCACCAUUACCAAGCGCACGCUGAUUUCGGGGUCGAAUUCAUUCAAAACAUUAUCAGCCAAGCCUACUGCUUGAAAGCGUUUGAAGAGAAGAACAAGGAUAUUUUUCCUAUUGUUGAUGCUUUACUUUUGGAGAAUAUUCCUAUCAAGCUUCUCCAGUCGAUGAUUUUGAGUUCCUCGGUGUUGGGUACAGAAAGACCACUUGAAAUCUAUAAUAAGUAUAUUCAAGAGGUAAGUGCAAAGCCAAAUGAGUAUACGGGACGUUCGCCAUUUGGACUACUCAAUGAGCUGAUCAUUUUGGCCUUUUUAUACAACAACGACAGAGACUUUGCGCACAUAAUCUUUGAUAAGGUGAGUAUGUCAGGCAAGCUUCUGGAGUCGGAAGUGGCCAUAAUCAAGAAAGUAUUCAAAGUUUAUGGCGAUGCAUUCGAGGAAGAAGACAGGUGGGAAAGUGCUCAGCCUAAGUUACAUCUGUAUAUAGCCGGAGUGAUCAGGGAUUUGUAAGGUUGAAAAACAAUUUUUUGGUCCUCUGGACAAACAUAAUAUUAAUAGUGCAAUUGCUAA